Molecule: messenger RNA, 1932 nt
Organism: Lucilia cuprina (Australian sheep blowfly)
Lineage: Eukaryota; Metazoa; Arthropoda; Insecta; Diptera; Calliphoridae
Product: transcription factor Adf-1-like
Exons: 3
Coding region: 407-1279 (290 amino acids)
Biological process (GO): regulation of transcription by RNA polymerase II
Cellular component (GO): nucleus; transcription regulator complex
Molecular function (GO): DNA binding
Source: RefSeq, a predicted model, not a curated record
CAUCCACGUCGGCGUUUACGUCUUUACGUACCAAAACGGUUUUUCAGUUCAGUGUAGAUGAAGUUUACUCUACUUGAAACAAAAAUAUUAUAGAAAAACAGAAAACAAAACCAAGAGAUUUUUUGCAAUUGGAUUUCUUUGAACAAAAAAAAUACAAAAAAUAAACACCAAGAAGUGUUGUUUACUGUGCAGUAGCGGUGCCACCAUCUAAUUUUUUGUUUUCUCUGUUUUGAAAAUAAAAACAAAUUUUCAACGACGUUAGCAUAAAAAUUAUUUCACUGGUUAAUAUUUUAGGCGCUCAAGUUGCGUCGUCGACAACAACCAAAACAAACAAAAAAUAAAAAAACGAAAGCAUCAAUUUCUUAUCAGAAAGUUUUUCAAACUUUUUUAACAGCAAAAUAACACAAUGGAUAAAAUGGAUCCAGCUAUAGAACAGCAAUUUGAUUUGAAUCUCAUAGAGGCGGUCAAGAUGAAUCCCGUCAUUUAUGAUCGCUCACAUUUUAAUUAUAAACAUUUUGUUAGAAAAGCUCAAACCUGGAAACAAAUUGCUGAUUCUUUAGGAGUGCCUGAACAAAAGUGCACAAAACGGUGGAAAAGUUUGCGUGAUAAAUUUGCCCGUGAGUUGAAGAUUAGCCAGGAUUCGAGAUGGCGUUACUUCAAGCAAAUGUCCUUUCUAAUGGAAUCUAUACGACAAUACCGCGAAUCAUUAUUGGGCAAAGUGACAGCAGCCGGUAUACCAGCAGCCACUACCACAAAUACGGUGACAGCACAAGUAGAAGCUCCGCAGCAAACAACACAUCAACACCAGCAGACAGCACAGCAACAGGUGGUCGAUUUGUUUACCACACCUUUCAAUGGCAGUGCUACCAUAACAACACAGGCUCUGGCAGGACAUCAGCAUGCCAUUGUUCUAACUAGUGACGCUGCACAAUUGGCUGCUGCUAAUAAUGCUGUUAAGGAACAGAAGACCUACUAUUAUGAGCCGGCUAUGAAACGUGAACGCAUCGGUGAUGAUGAACAACAGCAGCAGCAACAACAACAGCAACAGCAGCAAACACAACUGCAACAACAACAGCAGCAACAUCAUGAUAUGUUAAGUUCUAUAAAGAUCUUUCAAAAUAGCAUCAAUCAGGGUGUCAGUGCAGAAGAUCAGUCUUUUGGUAUGGUCGUUACCGAUAUGUUGAAUACGCUGGGCGUACGACAGAAAGCCGAAGCAAAAGUUCAUAUAAUAAAAUAUCUCACAGAUAUGCAGUUGCUGGCUCAACACAAUAAAUACUGAGAUACGGUGAUAACAACGGAUAAAACAUCAUGUAUAAUACAAUUUGAACAACAACAACAACAGCAGCAGAAACAGCAGCAGCAACAAGCACAACAGGAAACUGUAUUGAACACAACAGGAACAGCAGCUGAUGAAGAAAUUGACGAAGAAGAAGAUGAUGAAGAGGAAGAGGAGGAAGAAGGAGUAUUAGAGGAAAUUGGCAAUGGUUCCACUAGUCAACAAUCUUUAAAAGAUGACUAGCCCUUGUGGUUUUCACUAUUGCUGUUGUUUUAAAUUCAAAUCAAAUUUAUAAUUGUAGUGUUAUUUUGCUAAGCAAAUAAGGAGAGAGAAUCUUAUCAACUGCCAUGAAUGAUUAUAGUUUUCUUCGUGCUUAUAAUAACUGUAGUUUUUUUAGGUUUUUUAUUUUAUUAUUUACCUUUGCUGCAGCAAUAUUACACUAUAACUAAUAUAGUAAUAAUGUAUAUAGAUAACUUUUUUUUAGCUUUAAGUUAUACAUAUUAUGGACUAUCCAUAUUUAGUUUAAGUCUUAGUAUUUAACAAUCCCAAAACUAUACUAACAUGUAUAAAAAAAAGACAGACAUAGAAACGCAUAAUACAUUUCAUAUUUUAUAUAAAAUGAAAAUUAAUAAAAACAAAUCUUAAUUGAAUAGUAA